Messenger RNA from Python bivittatus (Burmese python), 2842 nucleotides. RefSeq names its product coiled-coil domain containing 69 (gene CCDC69). NCBI's taxonomy places the organism in Eukaryota, Metazoa, Chordata, Lepidosauria, Squamata, Pythonidae. Gene Ontology annotation, cellular component: cytoplasm; nucleus. The record is from RefSeq and is a predicted model, not a curated record. Gene Ontology annotation, molecular function: microtubule binding.
GCGUGGCCGGCGGCGGCGGCGGCGGCGGCGGCGGCGGGUUUUGCCGCCGCCGCCGGUGCCCUUGGUCUUAACCCCUUGACCCCCGCAGAGCUCCAUCCGAGCCCCGCAAGCGAAGAGGAAUGGGCUGCAAGGAGAGUAAACUGGGCUGCUGUGAAGCCAGAAGAAAGAAAGAAAUAAAAACUCAGUGUAACAGCGGACAACUUUCCUGUGAACUGAUAGCACUGAAGACUGAAGCCAACGUAGACUAUUUGCACAAUGAAGCGGAAAAAAGGAAGGCUGCACUGCUGGAGAAGCAGAUGGAUGAGACCACAAGACUCCAGCAACAACAGCAGGAAAAGGAAGAUUGUCUGAAGGAAGUUCACCAUGCUGAGACUCACAGACUUAGCCAGGACAUUAAACUCCAGGUAGAGAAGGAGGAUUUACAGUGUAAACAAUUCUCUGAAAAAUAUGAUAUAUUGAAGAGAGAACAGGAGGAAACACUUCAAAAACUCCAGAAAGCACAUGAUCAAGAGAAGCUGUUCUUAACCGAAUCCUAUCAAAAAUCUCAGGCAUCUUUGCAGGAGACCAUUGACAAACUGAGUUCCCAGCUGAAGGCCUUUCAGGAGAAAAUGAAGCGGGUAGAAGAGUCAAUCCUGAGCAGAGAUUAUAAAAAGCACAUUCAGGAUUAUGGGACCCCCAGCCAGUUCUGGGAACAAGAACUAGAGAGUCUGCAUUUUGUCAUUGAGAUGAAGAACGAACGCAUCCACAGCUUGGACAAGAAGCUGUUGAACCUGGAAAUAAUGAUGGAGUCAAACUUGUUGCUUGAAGAGAAAAUUAAAAUUCUACAACAGGAGAAUGAAGAUCUCCAAGUACGGAUGCAGAAUCACAUGACAGUGACAAGGCAACUGUCUGAUGAGCUUCUGACCAUUCGUGAGGCACUGGAGAAGGAGACACAGCUGAGGGAGCAAGCUCGCCGAGAGAAAGAGGAGCUCUUGUACAGGGUCCUUCACGGCGAUUCGGGUCAUCCCUUUGCUAUCUCUGCUGAGACAUCACUCAUUGUUACAUAGCACAUUGAGAGGCCAAAGACUCUGGUUUGGUACAAAAACAGAAAGGGAGGGAAGGAGACCAUGAUAUGACUGUUUCAUCAUUUCAUUCCAGUCCAGGGGUGUUCAAUUUUUUUUUUUUUUAAUCCCAUGGACUAAGGUGGCCUUCAAGGGACAUGCCACAGGUCACACUCCUCCCCAACAAAUGAGGGCCAACUUAAGGAAAUGCAAGUAGAGAUGACAUUCACAUUAAAUGAAUUAAAUAAUAACUCCCUGAUUAUUUAAUAAUUUCUCAUUUCUGCCACAUUAAUCAUCACAAUGUAUUGGCUGUCUCUGGAGGGGAUCACACCUAAGGGUGGCAGGGUGGACUUAGGUCCAGGUUGUGCACCUCUGUGCUGGUCCUGGAGUUACUCUACACUACGGUCUUAGGACAAUUCUUGCUUGGAAUUUCUUCUACAGAUGCCUUUGUUCUUUGAAACCCUGAAGAAUGGGACUUUUCCAUCUUCCUCUCAGUGGCCAGUUUCAGUGCUAGUCAGGGAGUUCAAUCUUCUAAUAUUUUGUGGUAUACAAUGGUCAGGUCAGGUCUUGCUCUUGUCCUUCCCCCAAGAAGUAGCAGAGUUAACUACCUCAUAUAAUAGACCAUGUGAGGGGGUAAAAAGAAAUGAGAGAAAAAGGAGUAGGAGCUACAAAUAAAUUGCACUGUCUCAGCUCUUCACAUUCACACACCUGUGAGAUACUAGAGUAGGUAAAGUAAAAGAUCCAUUCUUGUUUAAUUUCAACUGAUGGAACUAGAGCCAAACCUAAAUUCUAAAGCAGUUGGACCUUAAGCCAAUGCUUUAUAGAAGUUGAACUUAUUUGUAACUAAGUUUCUUUCCCCUUUGCCUCUUUGCUCUGCUAUGUCCCCAUGAUGUUUCUUUCAUCUUGUCUCCAGCCCAUGGGUGACACAAGCUUAAGUCAUCUUUAGCUGUGCUGGGAUUAAGGUAGUAUUAUCACUUUAUUCCAAUUUGGUCAAGGGUGACCUUUCUCACCUUUUAUCUUGGAAUAAAUUCAGGUAACUAUAUGACUAGUGACUUAAAACUGGGACAAUCGUAGGGCUGUCACCAUAGAUUUAGGAUAGGAAUUGCCAGUGGGGCAACAAUUUUAUAAUUUUCUACUGAUUUAAGGAUGGGUGGAUAGCACUUAACUCAGUAGUGGAGAAAGACCUUAAGGCAAGCUUUUGAUGGGACUGCUUAUCCUUGAUCACCUCUCAUGAGGCUAAGAAAAGGUUUAAAAAAUUACUCAGUUAUGUGAGCCUGAUUGUUUUGGGUCUCCCCAUUUCCUUUGUUGUUAGAAUUAUGGUCAGUCCCUCCCCACAUCCUCUAAUCAUCUGAAUUUCUAGAUCAAAUAAGUGGCUCUCACAGAUUUGGGAGACAAUGGAAAAAGCACACAUUUUAAUUCAUUUGCUUCCAGAAUUUUUUUUUUUUUAAAAGCUCUUUUGCCUUCUUUGACAGGCUCUCUCUUUGCUGGUUCAGAAUUUUGAGAAUGGUAUAUUAGAAAGGUUCUCCAAAAUCAAGCACUCAGAGAUCCAAAUUCUUAUUAUAUGUAACUGUCUUGUAAAGCUGAUAAAUGACAAUGCCCUCUACUGGCUGUAGGGUGGUGCUACAAGUUACACAAAGAAAUGAUUGUCAAAUUGUAAGAACUACUAUAGAGGUAUAAUGAUUUGAAUUCAAACAAAUUGGAUGUAAAAUGUAUUGUUCUAAUUAAGAGAUUAAAUUGGUGUUUAUUGUGGUUCUAGUGCAAUGUAGACACUGAAUGCAGUGAAUAAAUAUUGGUUCUUAGAA